GCAGUCACCUGAUACUCCCUACUGUCAGAGCAAAAAUGUCUGCGCACUUAUCCUAUGGAAGAGUAAAUUUAAACAUUUUGAGGGAAGCAGCGCGGAAGGAACUCCGUGAGUUUUUGGACAAAUGUGCAGGAAGCAAGGCUAUUGUGUGGGAUGAAUACCUGACUGGACCCUUUGGAUUGAUAGCACAAUAUUCCUUGCUGAAGGAACAUGAGGUGGAGAAGAUGUUCACCCUCAAAGGGGGGCGUCUUCCUGCUGCUGACGUGAAAAAUAUAAUCUUCUUUGUCCGUCCCAGACUGGAACUGAUGGAUAUUAUAGCUGAGAAUGUCAUCAGUGAGGAUAAGAUGCAUUCCCCACGUGACUUCCACAUCCUGUUUGUGCCCCGGCGGAGCAUGCUCUGUGAGCAGCGGCUGAAGGAGCAGGGGGUCUUGGGCUCGUUCAUCAACAUAGACGAGUACAUCCUAGACCUCAUCCCUUAUGAUGGAGACUUGCUCUCCAUGGAGUCUGAGGGGGCCUUCAGGGAAUGCUAUCUAGAAAGUGACCAGACAAGUCUGUACCACACCGCCAAGGGCCUUAUGACUCUUCAGGCUCUGUAUGGGACCAUCCCCCAGAUAUUUGGGAAAGGGGAGUGUGCACGGCAUGUAGCUAAUAUGAUGCUUAGGAUGAAGAGGGAGUUUGCUGGCAGUCAGACUCAGAUCCUGCCUGUGUUCGACUCACUGCUGCUGCUGGACCGCAACAUAGACCUGCUUACUCCUCUGGCCACACAGCUCACCUAUGAGGGCCUCAUUGACGAAGUUUAUGGAAUCACCAACGGUUAUGUGAAGUUGCCUCCGGAGAAGUUUGCUGCCCAAAAGAAGCAGGGUGAGGUGGGUAAAGACCUGCCCACGGAGCCCAAGAAGAUGCAGCUCAACUCAGCGGAGGAGCUGUAUGCUGAGAUACGGGACAAAAACUUCAACGCCAUAGGGGCUGCACUGAGCAAGAAGGCCAAGAUCAUCUCUGCUGCCUUUGAGGAGCGACAUAAUGCCAAAACAGUUGGCGAGAUAAAGCAGUUUGUGUCCCAGCUGCCCCACAUGCAGGCAGCACGGAGCUCGCUGGCCAAUCACACCUCCAUAGCUGAACUCAUCAAGGACAUCACCACCUCAGAGGCCUUCUUUGAUAACCUGACAGUGGAGCAGGAGUUUAUGACUGGAGUUGACACAGACAAGGUUAACACAUAUAUUGAGGACUGUAUUGCCCAGAAGGAUCCUCUGAUCAAAAUCUUGCGGCUGGUCUGUAUGCAGUCAGUCUGCAACAAUGGCCUCAAGCAGAAGAUAUUGGACUACUACAAGAGAGAGAUCCUGCAGACCUAUGGAUACGAACACAUGCUUACCCUCAACAACCUGGAGAAGACAGGUCUUCUGAAGCCCCAGACAAGCACCAGGAAUAACUACCCCACCAUCAGGAAGACACUCAAACUUUGGAUGGAGGAUGCCAACGAACAGAACCCCAAUGACAUCUCCUAUGUGUACAGUGGUUAUGCUCCUCUCAGCAUCCGUCUGACCCAGGUGUUGGCCAGGCCCGGCUGGCGCAGCAUCGAGGAAGUUCUGAAGAUGCUCCCUGGUCCACACUUUGAGGAGAGACAACAGCUGCCUGCUGGUCUCCAUAAGAAACGCCAGCAGGGGGAGAACAGGACCACCCUGGUGUUCUUUCUGGGAGGGGUGACUUAUGCGGAAAUUGCUGCCCUGCGCUUCCUGUCUCAGAUGGAGGAUGGUGGCACAGAGUACAUCAUUGCCACUACCAAGCUCAUCAAUGGUACCAGCUGGAUCAAGUCUCUGAUGGACCGCCCGGAGGCCCCCUGAGCCUGCUGCCCGCCCCCUCGGGGAACAGAUGCACAGCUAGACACAUCAAACAGUCAGAACAAAAGACCUUGCCGCUUCUUUUUAAUGUCCAUAUUCCAGCGCCCUGCAGGUGUGUCUGAUUGAUCUCAGCAACUGUCAGUGUGAGGUGACCAGGAGUCAGCUCCUCGAUUCUCCCUGUCCUUUGCCUGCAACUCUAACAGCUUGCUAAAUGCACAUCUCCAUUGCCACCUGCUUUGGUCAUUGUAUGGAGCUGAGAAGAUAUCAUCUUACUUGUGGCAUGACGGAAGGUUUUAAGAUCAUUGUAAAAAAUAUAUAUAUACUGUAUUAACACAAAGGCUGAAAGGUAGAUGCUUGUAUUAUUAUUUUUGUGAUUUCAACCUAUAUUUUGUGUUAUACAGUAUAGGGUUUUUCUCUGCUUGCCUUUAUUUGUGGGAAAAGUAGUCCUGUAAAUAAAAUGUGUAAUUGACUGCUUUUAUAACCAGAGUCAAUGUCAGGUCUCUAAAAAACUGGCCAUUUAAAAAAAAAAAUCCUUACACUCUACAAUAUGGCUAAAUGUUUUUCUGGUUUAGAAAACGAAACUAAAAAGUCUGAUGUAAAGUUGUACUGUACCUCCAUUACACUAUCCCUUUUCCCCCUUCUUCCACCUUCAACAUAUAGGAUCUAAAAGCCUUGAUAACAGUGAAUUAGGCCACAUGUAUUGUUACUUAAUGAGUUGUUUAUCCUGUAGAAGAAAAUAAAGAUGGUACCAAAGGA
Molecule: messenger RNA, 2588 nt
Organism: Salvelinus namaycush (lake trout)
Lineage: Eukaryota; Metazoa; Chordata; Actinopteri; Salmoniformes; Salmonidae
Product: vacuolar protein sorting-associated protein 33A
Exons: 13
Coding region: 36-1835 (599 amino acids)
Biological process (GO): intracellular protein transport; vesicle-mediated transport
Cellular component (GO): CORVET complex; lysosome
Source: RefSeq, a predicted model, not a curated record